AUGUGGCUUCAGUAUGUUGCCCGUCAUACCUUGCAGAACAAACCGUUUGCUGACGUUUUCCGUAACGACUUGAAAACACAAGGUUUGUCGCGGAAAUCCGGCCUAGGUUCGCUGAGGACUUGGUGCUGUUGUGGCUACGCGAAUGAGCGGCGGCGCUUCCUCUGGAGUCUGGGGUGCUUCCUCACGUUCUCGUGUGCCUCUGGUGUACUGGGGGCCCACGGAGGUGAGGCUUCUGGUUCAGCUACGAAAUCGUCGAGGCCGCUUUACGACCAGUGGGCAAGCACCUACGACGCACUGAAUGAUAGAAACUGCAUUACAAAGCUCAGUGGGUUGGACAAAGCACGCGAGCUCGCAAUAUCUUACACUUUUGGCCGAGUGUUAGAGAUUGGCUUUGGAACGGGUAUAUCUCUUCGCUCUUUCAUCCAAAGGGAGAAAGACCACCAGAGUCAGGCGUCGCGCCCACUAAAACCGCUCGUUCAGUCUAUUGUUGGUCUCGAUGCAAGUUCGGAAAUGCUGCAGACAGCCCGGGAACGCGCUUACCAUCUCGAUGAAGACCUACCGUUCGAACUGCGAUUAGUGCAUGCGGACUUGCUUGCGGCGCUACCAUUUGAAGAGGAGGCCUUCGACUGUGUGCUUUGCGCGUAUACGCUUUGCACCAUGCCGGACCUCGAUGCAGCACUUCGGACUGCUUUGAGACUCGUCCGCCCUGGCGGACGGCUCAUCCUUCUUGACCAUGUUCGCUCGAAUGCGAAACUUAUUGCAGCAUAUCAGGAUGUGGUGGCGCCUCUCGUCCAGAGAACAGCCAAAGACUGUCGAUGGAAUCGUGACCUCGAGCGCGCCCUAGACGAGAAUCUAGAAGGGAGUUAUCAUAUUCUGGAAAGUCGUCGUUUCCUAGGUGGUACCGUCGAGCUCUUGGUUGCAGAGCGGUUGGGCGCACAUGACCAAAAUCGGCUUUUUCGACGUGAGCCGAGCGCUGCGGAUGCUUGGCAAUCAUGUGUGGACUCACGGAGGUGCUCGGGGCCGGCUUCACGAAAUGUCGGUCACGAUCCUGGGCUAGACAGCGUAUUGGAAUCUUAA
Cyanidioschyzon merolae strain 10D is the source of this 1077-nucleotide messenger RNA. Its product is annotated as similar to ubiquinone/menaquinone biosynthesis methyl transferase. NCBI's taxonomy places the organism in Eukaryota, Rhodophyta, Bangiophyceae, Cyanidiales, Cyanidiaceae. The transcript has a single exon. Gene Ontology annotation, molecular function: S-adenosylmethionine-dependent methyltransferase activity. The record is from RefSeq and is a predicted model, not a curated record. Bases 1 to 1077 code for a protein of 358 amino acids.